UUUGAAUCAUUUCUGGUAGUCUGAUUUUAUUAUAACCACACAUUGCCGACAUGGCUGCAUUGCGUUAUUUUUCACAAAAAAUACUUAAUAAACAUAUAAAACUACCCGCAAAAGUGCAAUUAAACAGUGUAUUUGUGCUACAGAAUCGUUUGAAGUCCACAUUUCAGUAUGAUAACACAAAAGAUCCCGCGCCGUUGUUCUUCAACAAACAAAUCCAAGACCUCCUCUACACGCUAACCAGAGUAGACCUCAGUAAAGUCUACAGCAAAAGAAAACAAGGCACAAGUCAUCUUGCCCAACCAGUCUACAAAUUUAUGACUGAUGAUCAACUGCAGGAAGCUAUCCAGGAAGCAAAAGAUGCAGUCAAAGACCUCAUUCAAAUGCCCCCUGUGGUAAUGCCCAGAGUACCAAUUGACACCAUCCUCAGCAAAGAUCCAGCUCUCCAAGGUAUGGACACAGCCAAAUUUGUUUUCACUGAUAUCACUUAUGGUAUCAGCAAUGCAGACCGACUUAUCAUCGUGCGUGAUCUGGAUGGAACUCUCAAAAAAGUCGAUUGGGAUGUGCGUGAUCGCAUGAAUCAGGUGUAUUUCCCACUUCCGGGGCGUGAAAUUCGCAUGCCAAAGAUGUUUGAAGAGCACAACUUGAAAUCUCUAUUAGAUAGAGGAGAAUAUGUGUUUAUUUUGGACAGAGCAUGCCUUCAAUUCGAACCGGACGAUCCAGAAUAUCAUCGAAUCACCGAAGCUACUUAUCUGUAUGUAAAUGAACACGAUGGGUUUAAAGCGUUGAGAUCUACAAGACAUUUUGGCCCAUUGUCUUUCUAUUUGUGUUGGUUUAAAAUGUGUGACAACUUGUUGAUGGAGUUAUUGGAAACUGGAACUAUUGGCGAGGCGAUUUGUUUGGUCAAGUUAUACACACAAAUGCAUAAAAUAACUCUGGAAGGUGAAGAUGAUAUGCUAGUAGAGAACUACAUCAAAGAACACGCCUCGAAACGCGGAGCUUUAGAAUUAGCACUUCAGGCGUUUAGAGAACUCGAUCGGGAACGGAGACAACUCGAAGAGGGAAUUAAAGUUGCGCAUGGACAUUGAACUAGUUAAUUUUUAGUCUUAUAAUAUAAAUUUUCAUGAAAACAA
Messenger RNA from Dalotia coriaria, 1130 nucleotides. It is a transcript of the gene mRpS22, whose product is annotated as mitochondrial ribosomal protein S22. The transcript has 2 exons. NCBI's taxonomy places the organism in Eukaryota, Metazoa, Arthropoda, Insecta, Coleoptera, Staphylinidae. Gene Ontology annotation, cellular component: mitochondrial small ribosomal subunit. The record is from RefSeq and is a predicted model, not a curated record. Bases 51 to 1085 code for a protein of 344 amino acids. Gene Ontology annotation, molecular function: structural constituent of ribosome.